AUGGCUUCCGACGCAAUCACCGAGCCGCGGCAAGCGACCCGCGAGGAGAUGCGCGAUGCCAAACUCCCUCUGGCCUACCGAGACAGCUGCGCCCACCUUCUGAUUCCUCUCAACAAGUGCCGUCGGGAUACAUGGUACGCCCCUUGGAAGUGCUCCGAUGAGCGACACAGCUACGAGAAGUGCCAAUACGUCGAGUUCAAGAAGCGAGUCGCCAAGAUGGACGAGUUGAGGGAGUCAAAGGGUGGUGCACGAAGCAACUAG
Messenger RNA from Fusarium poae, 261 nucleotides. RefSeq lists its product as uncharacterized. Gene Ontology annotation, cellular component: mitochondrion. Bases 1 to 261 code for a protein of 86 amino acids. The transcript is spliced from 3 exons. Lineage: Eukaryota; Fungi; Ascomycota; Sordariomycetes; Hypocreales; Nectriaceae. The record is from RefSeq and is a predicted model, not a curated record.